UGACGUCACACCGCGAGAGCCAGCCGUGCCCCGUGACGUCACACCGCGAGAGCCAGCCGUGCCCCGUGACGUCACACCGCGAGAGCCAGCCGUGCCCCGUGACGUCACACGGCGAGAGCCACGCUCACACACUCGAAGAACAAGCCCACACACACGAUACCCGCCCCACACACCUCACACACGACUCUAGUUUGAACACACACAGACAGGAAAAUAUCACACGCACACCAGUAACGAUUACCGAAGUUUACUGUUGCGACAUGUGCGCUCACCUAUGCACGUCAAAACUUACUCUAAUCCGCCAUAUCAGAACACAUACUCACCCGGAGGGAAGAUACAGCGGAGCUUGUAAAGAAACAUUUCCUAGUGUCUUGUCACUGAAGAAGCAUCUAAGAUUGCACUCUACAGACAAACCCUACGUUUGUGAAGAAUGCAAUAAUCGAUUUUCAACUGAAAAAGAUUUGGAUACACAUAAUAGAAAGAAAUGUAACAGAGAAUUCACUAAAAAAAUAACUGUAGACCGCCGUGGAAAUAAACAUAGUGGAAUUAAAUCAUACAAAUGUCAAGUAUGUAACAAAAAAUUCACUCAAAAAAGAUAUUUAGUUGUUCAUGAAAGAAUCCAUAGUGGAAUACGAGUAAAACCUUACAAGUGUAAAGAAUGUAACAAAGAAUUCACGGAAAAAAAAAGUUUAGUUGAUCAUGAAAGAAUCCAUAGUGGAAUAAAACCAUUCAAAUGUAAAGAUUGCAACAAAGAAUUCACUCUAAAAAGAUGUUUAGUUGUUCAUGAAAGAAUCCAUAGUAGAAUAAAACCAUAUAAAUGUAAGGAAUGUAACAAAGAUUUCGCUCAAAAAAAUAGUUUAGAUCUUCAUGAAAGCAUCCAUAGUGGAAUAAAACCAUAUAAAUGUAGGGAAUGUAACAAAGAUUUCGCUCAAAAACAAAGUUUAGAUCGUCAUGAAAGAAUCCAUAGUGGAAUAAAACCAUAUAAAUAUAGGGAAUGUAACAAAGCAUUCACUCAAAACAGAUAUUUAGAUGAUCAUGAAAGAAUCCAUAGUGGAAUAAAACCAUACAAGUGUAAAGAAUGUAACAAAGAAUACACAGAAAAAAAAAGUUUAGUUGAUCAUGAAAGAAUCCAUAGUGGAAUCAAACCAUUCAAAUGUAAAGAUUGCAACAAAGAAUUCGCUCUAAAAAGAUGUUUAGUUGUUCAUGAAAGAAACCAUAGUGGAAUAAAACCAUAUAAAUGUAAGGAAUGUAACAAAGAUUUCGCUCAAAAACAACAUUUAGAUCGUCAUGAAAGAAUCCAUAGUGGAAUACGAGUAAAACCUUACAAGUGUAAAGAAUGUAACAAAGAAUUCACGGAAAAAAAAAGUUUAGUUGAUCAUGAAAGAAUCCAUAGUGGAAUAAAACCAUUCAAAUGUAAAGAUUGCAACAAAGAAUUCACUCGAAAAAGAUGUUUAGUUGUUCAUGAAAGAAUCCAUAGUGGAAUAAAACCAUAUAAAUGUAAGGAAUGUAACAAAGAUUUCGCUCAAAAACAAAGUUUAGAUCGUCAUGAAAGAAUCCAUAGUGGAAUACGAGUAAAACCUUACAAGUGUAAAGAAUGUAACAAAGAAUUCACGGAAAAAAAAAGUUUAGUUGAUCAUGAAAGAAUCCAUAGUGGAAUAAAACCAUUCAAAUGUAAAGAUUGCAACAAAGAAUUCACUCGAAAAAGUUGUUUAGUUGUUCAUGAAAGAAUCCAUAGUGGAAUAAAACCAUAUAAAUGUAAGGAAUGUAACAAAGAUUUCACUCUUAAACAACAGUUACACAUUCAUGAACGAAAACAUAGUAGAAUGUAAGCAUGCAAAUGUAGCGUUUAGUCUGUUUUCGUAAUUGAUGUAACAAUAAACAUUCUUUAAAUAUCCAUAAAUGAAACCACGGUGGAAUGAAACCAUACACAUGUAAAGCAUGUAACAAAGUAUUCAUUUAAUGGUUAUUUAGAUGUAAAAAUGGAUGUGAACUGGAUGGUAGGUUAAUAUUGUAAUAAAAAACUUUUUAAGUCAGACAUUGUUUUGUUUAAAAAAAUUUAUCAAUAAAAUUUCAAUUUUAGUAUUUACAAUUUCGUAAAAAAUAUCACAUGAAAGUCUACCUAGACUUUCGCGUGGAAUGUAAUAUCGGGCGGUUUCUUUUUAUUAUCUGUUGUGUUAUAUCAUCCAUUUUCUGCACAAACAAAUUUUUUUUUGGGAAUUGUUUUUAGAACGACAUGACAUUGAGUACUGAAAAUGAAAAAAGAAAAAUGCUUUAUUUAGGUAUCACAGUUGGUGUUGUCCUACCCUUCAAAAUACUUUAUAAAUUAUGUUAAUAUGUUUCUUCUCAAGUGUUAUUUUAUUCGUUAGUUUUUUUUUGUAAUGGCUAUUGUUUUUUUUUAUAAUUGAUUUUGAUUGUUUAUUUUAUUUCUUCUUUUGUUUUUUUCUUAAUUGUUUUAUGUGUCGUUGGCGUACGUGCCGCCAUUAAACCUAGAUGUAGUCAGGUCCUCACAGAAGAGAACCAGCGCUGCGGGUUGCCGUGGCAUCAUGCUGACUGCUGAGUGAGGAUCCUGUUUAGCGUCCAUUGUAUGUUUUGUUUGCGUGCCUUCUUUUUGUGUGUACUAUGUUGUGACGUUAAAUAAAUGAAUUCUAUUCUAUUCUAUCAAAGUGUCAGCUUAUUACAUUUUACAUGAGAUGUAUGUUAUUGCUUAAAGUAUGGAGUUAAUGUCAAAUAGCCUUGGUACAGUGUCCUGAGCCCUAAACUAGGUUAGCCUGUCAUAAUUAUAGGGAUCGGGGAGUAAACCACCGCUAUUAUUACCAAUGUUACAAAGGUUGAUUGUUUCUAAAAGUACCGCGACGGCCGUUUGGAUACAAUCACACAAGUGCUGCAAAAUGGCGCACUUGGAUGUUCGGAUACACUAUCUGGUGUUAUUAAUUAA
Messenger RNA from Leguminivora glycinivorella, 2935 nucleotides. Its product is annotated as zinc finger protein OZF-like. Gene Ontology annotation, biological process: regulation of transcription by RNA polymerase II. The record is from RefSeq and is a predicted model, not a curated record. Bases 261 to 1829 code for a protein of 522 amino acids. The transcript has a single exon. Gene Ontology annotation, cellular component: nucleus. Gene Ontology annotation, molecular function: DNA-binding transcription factor activity, RNA polymerase II-specific; RNA polymerase II cis-regulatory region sequence-specific DNA binding. Lineage: Eukaryota; Metazoa; Arthropoda; Insecta; Lepidoptera; Tortricidae.